This is a messenger RNA of Anolis sagrei ordinatus, 3731 nucleotides long. The record is from RefSeq and is a predicted model, not a curated record. NCBI's taxonomy places the organism in Eukaryota, Metazoa, Chordata, Lepidosauria, Squamata, Anolidae.
ACAUAAGGAUUCCAUGGCGAUAUCUCUGGCGCGAUGACAAUCAAAGCAGCAUCUAGUGGACAUUGGGGAAUGUGGAAACCAAAGAAGCUGUAAGGAAAAGGGUCCUGUAUGAAAAAGACAUCCUCUCCAGGUGCUGAUCUUGCUGAACUGACUUUGGGGAAAAAGAAAGGGAAAAAGAAGACAGAAGUGUCCAUAUUGCAGUUAAAAAUACAUACCACUGUCAACAUGCAGGAGAAACCCUAUAAAUGCCUGGAGUGUGGAAAGAGCUUCAAACACAAACAAAGUCUGCAGCCACAUCGAAGGACUCACACUGGGGAGAAACCCUACACAUGCCUGGAGUGUGGAAAGAGUUUCACUUUUAGACAUAUUCUGCAGCGACAUGAAAGGAUUCACACUGGUGAGAAACCCUAUAAAUGCCUGGAAUGUGGAAAGAGCUUCGCUCAGAGUGGAAGUCUACAUAAACACCAACAAACUCACACUGGGGAGAAACCCUAUAAAUGCCUGGAGUGUGGAAAGAGCUUCACUCGGCAUGGGAGUCUGCGGUCUCACCACAGAACUCACACUGGAGAGAAACCCUAUAAAUGCCUGGAAUGUGGUAAGAACUUCACCGAGAGUGGACAUCUACAUUCACAUCAAAGGACUCACACUGGGGGGAAACCCUAUAAGUGCCUGGAGUGUGGAAAGUGUUUCAGUUGGGAGUGUUCUCUGCAGCGACAUGAAAGGAUUCACACUGGGGACAAACCCUAUAAAUGCCUGGAAUGUGGAAAGAGCUUCACUCAGAGUGGAAGUCUACAUAAACACCAUCGAACUCACACUGGAGAGAAACCCUAUAAAUGCCUGGUGUGUGGAAAGAGCUUCGCUCUGCAUGAGCAUCUGCGGUCUCACCACAGAACUCACACUGGGGAGAAACCCUAUAAAUGUCUGGAAUGUGGUAAGAACUUCACCCAACGUGGACAACUACAUUCACAUCGAAGGACUCACACUGGGGAGAAACCCUAUACAUGUCUAGAGUGUGGAAAGAGCUUCAAACACAGUCGAAGUCUGCAGUCACAUCGAAGGACUCACACUGGGGAGAAACCCUAUACAUGCCUAGAGUGUGGAAAGAGCUUCAAACACCAUCGAAGUUUGCAGUCACAUCGAUGGACUCACACUGGGGAGAAACCCUAUACAUGCCUGGAAUGUGGCCGGAGCUUCACUCGGAGGGAACACCUGCAGCAACAUGAAAGGACUCACACUGGGGAGAAACCGUAUAAAUGCCUGGAGUGUGGAAAGAGCUUCAUUGGCAGUGGAGAACUAAGUUCACAUCAACGAACUCACACUGGAGAGAAACCCUAUGAAUGCCUGGAGUGUGGAAAGAGUUUCACUUGGAGGAAUAGUCUGCAGCGACAUGAAAGGAUUCACACUGGUGAGAAACCCUAUAAAUGCCUGGAAUGUGGAAAGAGCUUCACUGAUAGUGGAAGUCUACAUAACCACCAACGAACUCACACUGGGGAGAAACCCUAUAAAUGCCUGGAGUGUGGAAAGAGCUUCGCUAAGCGUGAGGGUCUCCAGUCUCACCACAGAACCCACACUGGGGAGAAACCCUAUAAAUGUCUGGAGUGUGGUAAGAACUUCACCCAGAGUGGAAGUCUAUAUUCACAUCAAAGUACUCACACUGGGGAGAAACCCUAUAAAUGCCUAGAGUGUGGAAAGAGCUUCAACCACAAUCAAAGAUUGCAGUCACAUCAAAGGACUCACACUGGGGAGAAACCCUAUACAUGCCUAGAAUGUGGACAGAGCUUCACUCGGAGGGACCAGCUGCAGCGACAUGAAAGGACUCACACUGGGGCGAAACCCUAUCAAUGCCUGGAGUGUGGAAAGAGUUUUACUUUGAGACAUCAUCUGCAGCAACAUAUAAGGAUUCACACUGAGGAGAAACCCUAUACAUGCCUGGAGUGUGGAAAGAACUUCACUCAGAGUGGAUAUCUGCGUUCACAUCAACGAACUCACACUGGGGAGAGACCCUAUGAAUGCCUGGAUUGUGGACAGAACUUCACUCAGAGUUCACACCUACGUAGACAUCAACAAACUCACAAUGUGGAGAAACCUUGUACAUGCAUAGAUUGUGGAAAGAGCUUCGCUGACAGUGGAAGUUUACAUUUACAUCGAAGGACUCACACUGGAGAGAAACCCUAUACAUGCCUGGAGUGUGGCCAGAGCUUCACUCAGAAUUCACACCUACAUACCCACAAACGAACGCACACCGGUGAGAAACCCUAUAAAUGCCUGGAGUGUGGAAAAAGCUUCACUGAUAGUGGAAAUUUACAUAAACACCAACAAACUCACACCGGGGAGAAACCCUAUGAAUGCCUGGAGUGUGGAAAGAGAUUCAUUUUGAGAUGUCAUCUGCAGCGACAUGAAAGGAUUCACACUGGUGAGAAACCCUAUGAAUGCCUGGAGUGUGGAAAGAGCUUCACUGAUAGUGGAAGUCUUCGUAACCACCAACGAACUCACACUGGGGAGAAACCCUAUAAAUGUCUGGAAUGUGGAAAGACCUUCACCCAGAGUGGACAUCUACAUUCACAUCAAAAAACUCACACUGGGGAGAAACCCUAUAAAUGCCUGGAGUGUGGAAAGAGUUUCAGUUGGGAGCAUUCUCUGCAGCGACAUGAAAGGGUUCACACUGGGGAGAAACCCUUUCAAUUCCUGGAGUGUGGAAAGAACUUCAUUGGCAGUGGAGACCUACGUAAACACCAACAAACUCAUACUGGGGAGAAACUCUAUAAAUGCCUGGAGUGUGGAAAGAGCUUCACCGACAGUGCAAAUCUUCAAAAACAUAAUAGAACGCGCACUGGGAUGCCUUGAGUGUGGAAAGAGUUUCACUCGGAGCGGGCAUCUGCAGCCACGUGCAUCUCACAUUCUAGUAAAUGGAUGCCAAGGGAGACUCUCUAAGUACAAAGGCAACUCGAACUAAUGUAAAUGACAGCAUCAUGUUGGGAAUUUUAUCUCUUUUGGUGAUCUUGCAGGGAAGUCGGAUCUGGCCACGGUGGUCCACGCUCUUGUUACAUCCCGAUUAGAUUACUGCAACGCACUCUACAUGGGGUUGCCUUUGAAGACUGUUCGGAAACUCCAACUAGUCCAGCGAGAGGCAGCCAGGCUGCUCACCGGAGCGUCAUACAGGAAGCAUACCACCCCCCUGUUGUGUCAGCUCCACUGGCUGCCAAUCCAAUUCCGAGCACAAUUCAAAGUGCUGGUUUUGACCUACAAAACCCUAUACGGUUCCAGCCCAGUGUAUCUGUCCGAACGGAUCUCCCUCUACAUCCCACCUCGGAGUCUAAGAUCUGGGGAGGCCCUGCUCUCGACCCCGUCUCUAUCACAUGUGAGAUUGACGGGGACGAAGAGCAGGGCCUUCUCGGUGGUGGCCCCUCACCUGUGGAAUUCACUCCCCGGGGAAAUUAGAUCAGCGACAUCCCUCCUUUCCUUUAGGAAAAAAUUGAAAACUUGGAUUUGGGACCAGGCAUUCGGACAUUCUGGCAGCUAAAGAAAGGACUUGACAAUGGGCAGGAAUUGACUAAAUGGAAUGGAAUUAUGGAACGCUGAACAUGAGAUUAGUUGUACUGAUUGUGUUAUGUACUGAUUAUUUUAACUUGCUAAUUGUUUUAGCUGCUGUUUUGUAUGUAUGUAUAUCUUGUGUAGGCAUCGAAUCGUGCCUUUUUGUAAGCCGCCCUGAGUCUCCCCCCCCCCCCCCGGGG